Molecule: messenger RNA, 4103 nt
Organism: Cavia porcellus (domestic guinea pig)
Lineage: Eukaryota; Metazoa; Chordata; Mammalia; Rodentia; Caviidae
Gene: Znf365
Product: zinc finger protein 365
Exons: 5
Coding region: 181-1407 (408 amino acids)
Biological process (GO): telomere maintenance; regulation of neuron projection development; regulation of DNA strand resection involved in replication fork processing
Source: RefSeq, a predicted model, not a curated record
CGCGCCACGCUCCGCCCUAGACGCGCUCGUCCCGGCGCGGGGGUGCGGCGGGGGGCGGGAGGCGGCGGCCCGGCUCAGCCUGAUUUACGGCUCUGCUGAAAACCGCUCGGUUCCCGCAGCUUCAGCAGCGGUGGCCGCGGAGCAGCUGCAACACAGCAACAAGUCGGGACUUUUAGAGUAAUGCAACAGAAGGCUUUUGAGGAAAGCAAAUAUCCCUGGCAGGAGUCUUUUGAAAAUGUUGCUGUGUGCCUGCCAUUCCGCUGCCCAAGGUGUGGAGACCAUACCAGAUUUAGAAGCUUGUCAUCCUUGAGGGCCCAUCUGGAAUUCAGUCACAGCUAUGAAGAAAGAACCCUGUUGACAAAAUGCAGCCUCUUUCCAUCCCUCAAAGACACAGAUCUUGUCGUCCCUUCCUCAGAACUUCUGAAACAGGGAAAAUUGCAGAGCCACAGCCAUGUGGUCAAGCAGAAACCAAGUUAUGUUAAUUUGUAUAGCAUUUCUCAUGGACACUCCAAGGACCAGAAGCCAUUUGAGGUGGUGGCAGAGAGGCCUGUGUCCUAUGUGCAGACCUACACUGCCAUGGACAUACGUGCAGACUCGCUGGAUGGGCCACGGUCAAGUCCUGGACUUCCCACCUCUGACACCAAAGCUGCUUUUGAGGCACACGUUAGAGAAAAAUUCAAUCAGAUGGUCGAAGCUGUGGAUAGGACCAUCGAGAAGAGAAUUGAUAAACUCACCAAAGAGUUGGCCCAGAAAACUGCAGAACUGUUGGAAGUUCGGGCAGCUUUUGUGCAGCUGACUCAGAAAAAGCAAGAAGUUCAGAGACGAGAGCGAGCUCUGAACAGACAGGUGGACGUGGCUGUGGAAAUGAUCGCUGCACUGAGGCAGCGGCUGACCGAGUCGGAAGAGGAACUUCUUAGGAAAGAAGAAGAAGUUGUUACAUUCAACCAUUUCCUGGAAGCAGCAGCUGAGAAAGAGGUUCAAGGUAAAGCUCGGCUCCAGGACUUCAUCGAGAAUCUGUUGCAGCGGGUAGAACUGGCAGAAAAGCAGCUCGAGUACUAUCAAAGCCAGCAGGCCUCUGGCUUCAGCCGUGACAUCAGUGAGCAUGUGCUUACAGAUAUCUCCUCCAAUAGGAAACCCAAAUGCCUAAGCCGAGGGCAUCCACAUUCUGUGUAUAACUACCCUGAUCUCAAGGCCCAUUGCCACCCAAAGGGGAGGGGCCACCUGAAGAAAGCCAAGGAUGACAGAGCCAGCAUGCCACCAGCCAAGUCCACCCACGAACAGGCUGAGUCCUCAAGAGACCUCUGCAGACCACCCAGAAAAGGGGAGCUCCUGGGGCUGGGUCGGAAGGGCAACAUCAGGCCCAAAAUGGCUAAAAAAAAGCCAACAGCAAUUGUGAACAUCAUCUAAAAGAACAGGUGGAUCUGGACUCCUCCAGUUGUUCCAGUGGCCAAGAACUCUGUCCUUUUGGACACAGCCGGUAGUAGGAUGUAUUGGGAAAGCAGAGGGAAUAACGUACAAGCAUCUCGAUUAACCAGAAUUAAACAAAGGAGAAUCUCAGUGAACCGCAAUUUUAUUAUCAUCCCUUUCCCCUUUAAAAGCAAGAGGCAGAUUACAGAAAGAAUUUUUAAAAACGAAGCAAUAUAAUCCUAAAGUUUUAGUAAAACAGAACUUUAGCCUUGAAAAUAAUUGGUCUGGUCUCUAGAAGUCCUGGCUUCUGGGCUCCUGCGCAGAAUUGCUCAAGGCCAGGGGCACACAAGAGCAUCAGACACUGUGGGGAGUGUCAUCUGUGCCCACUGCUGUCUAAAUUGUGAGGCAAAGAAAGGACAUGUGAGGGUCUGGUAAAAGCAAUGAAAUAAAAAUAUUUUUGUUAGUAUUUAGCCUUCCCCUCGAAUAAUUUGAAAGCCUUCAAAAUAAGAAUUCCUUUCACCCCUAAAAGUUCUGGUUAAUCAAGAUUUUAAUCUAUGGGGAUGUUUAUGGGACUUCAGUCAAAAUUCAGUUUUCAUUCUGACAGAUUGCUUUUCAGUUUGUUUCAUUCAGGUUUUUCUGUGUCCUUAAAUGCACAUUUAUUCAGAUUUUUGCUCUGUGCUGGCUUCUCUGGCUAAGAAUUCUGCACCUUCUAACCAUGCUGCCAGCCUUGGUCUUGAUGGCUGUUUCCUUGACCCUGGUCUGGGAGGACCAUGAAGCUCUUUGAUCAACACCCAGCAUUGAUGCUGCGCUGGAGUGCUUGGAGUGCCAGUAGGUGGCACUGUAGGGUUUUGGUACCAUUGAGUAGGCACUGUAGAUAGCACCCAUCCCUCUCCUAUGACCUGUUUUCCUGGUAAUGUCUGCAGCUUGCUCUUUGAAUGGUGAGCGUGACUUUCUCUUCAGUAGCUUAACUUUUCAACAAGCAGCUCACUUUGUAUCUUACUGCUUCUGUGUCCUUUAAUGACUGAAUAUAUUUUCCUAUCUUUCAACCAACUAUCAGGUGUGUUCACUGUACAGUGCAUUCUGAAGUAAUUUCUGAAACAGUGCAUGUAGGAUUCAGAAUCUGACACUGUCUUCCUUCAAAAUGCUUUUGUUUCUAUGAAGAAAUAUCUUUUAAGGAUCUCCCACUUUAAAAUUUUCUUCUAGAAUGAAUUUAAUGUAUUUUUUCAUUACAUUUAGCAAUAUCAUCAGGUCUCGUGCAGAGUUUAUAAGUGUUGACAUCCCCCUAGAGACAAGAUGAUUUUGUCCACAAAUAUAUACAUAUAUAUAUAUAAUAUACAUAUAUAAUAUAUACAAAUAUAUGUCAAGUAUAUUAAUUAUUUUUAAAUACUCAUGGAGCAAGUAUGUGUUUAUGGUGGGUGAUCUUAAAACUAUAUGUUUAGUGCUUGCUUUGGCAGCAUAUAUACUAAAAAUUAAGUUUGUUUAUGUAAAUUGAAUUCUCUAUUUUAAAAUUAAAACUAACCUAAUUAAUAUUAGUAGAAUUAUGAUUGUUAUUGAAGUAAGCAUUAUAUUAGCAGUACAUUAAAAUAAAUAACAAAGCAGUUACUUAAAAUGCCAGUAAAUUGAAGUGUAACUUAUCAUUUUCAAAUAUUUUGAACUUCUCUUGGUGGAAAUGCUGAUUUUUGAGUCUUCACUUUGACUUCUGGUUUAUUGGAAUGGGGUGUUCAUGUCAUAUUUAUAUGCAGCUAUCAAGUGGGUAAAAACAUUGCCAUGAAUAUUACGUCACUGUUUAGGCAGAUAUUGUAAAAGUUGUAAUGUUUAUUUAUUUGAAUAAUUAAUCUCCAAAGAUAAAUUAUUACUGAUUCUUAUACUAUUAUUGCAUUUUGCCUUUUUCAUACUAAAAAAAUAAUGAUUUGGUUAUUUGCAUGCUCUUUGUCCCAUAAUGUGUGUGCAAAUGACAGCUUGUUUUUAAAGAUAGUACGGGUAGAUUUUUCUCUUCUAUUUUAUUUAGAGUAACAUUUUUGGUGUUCAUUUAACAUGCCUAGAGGGCAUGUCAGCCCUCUCUGACAGUGGUACCCAGAGAUUUUCAAAAAGCACCAUAAUGUCAUAACUAUUCCAUAUACAUUACACAAGAUCAAUAAUAUUCAAAUGUAUUGAUUAUAUUAAACAUUUUCUUUUUUAAGUUCAAAUUAAUUUCUUCUCUCCAUACAAAGGAAUGUGUUAUGUAGGUGGCAAUUCCUUCAAGUCACAUAAGUACUGCUGAAAAAAAAAAGCUGACUCACUUGGAGGGAUAAUUCACCUACAUGCCAUGGCCCGAGAGGUGUGGCAUGCCCCAUGUAUAUCCUGUUUUAAAAUCUUCUUGUUCCAUAGGCAGUCAAUCAUAGAGUUGAGGAUGUUGCUAUUUUGAUGAAAUCACCAAAGUUUCUAGGAAAACAUGUUUGAGGUUAAACUGAAGAAUAGGUCAAAUUUUAUUAUUUGUUAGAUAAGGCAGAAAUCUUCAUUAGGACUGUGCUUUUUUCUUUCCUCUCAAACUAAAUAACAGGUUCUUAUCUACAAAGUUCAGAGCACUUAGACACUGUUUUGCAGUAUUCUGCAGGGUCAAUUACUUGUACAAAAGUUGGAAUAUUCUCUUCCCAAGGUUAAAAAAGGAGUUUUUAGAUUAUGAAAUACUAUGACAAUAAAGCUAUAUUUAUGACUAA